Messenger RNA from Gallus gallus (chicken), 5422 nucleotides. Its product is annotated as translation initiation factor IF-2-like. The record is from RefSeq and is a predicted model, not a curated record. The transcript is spliced from 2 exons. Lineage: Eukaryota; Metazoa; Chordata; Aves; Galliformes; Phasianidae. Bases 119 to 973 code for a protein of 284 amino acids.
CGCAGGCGGCGGCGCGGCAGCGGAGCAGGUGCGGGGGACGCGCCGAUACCGACAGCUCGCCCCGACGCCGCUUGCAGCCACGUUACGUCAGGCACGUCUGAGCUGCGCCGAGAAAUGAAUGAAUCGCGGCAUCGAGAGAAGCCCCGCGGGCACCCCGUGCCGCGUGCUGGCCGCCGGCGGACAGCAGGGGGCCACCAGCCCGCCGCCAGCGCCCCGAGCUCCGGCCGAACUGCGGAGCUCGGGGCCGGAGCGGGACCGCGGCUCCCGCUGCCCGACACCUGCCCGCGGCUCCCCCCGCCCGCACGCAGCGCGGCUCCCAGCCCAGCCCGCCCCGCCGCCAGCUCCAGCCUCGGAGCCCUCCCGCACCCGGAGCCGCCGCCCGGCCCGGAGCCGCCCCGCACCUGUCCGAGAGAAAGCGAUCAGGCGGCCGCAGCGAAGAGAGGCAGCCGACUGCGCUGCGCGGCGGAUAUACGCUCUACCCCGUCCCGCCCAGACUCAACGAACACUGCCAAGCUUCUGCCCCUCGUUCUCCCCGGGACGACUUCUUCCGUGCGCCGAUGACAGCUGCGCGCUGCGCAUGCGCGCAGCCCUCGCACGCCCGAGGUGGGUAGGACCGGGAGAGGGGAGAAGCUCGGAGGCCCAGCGGGAGGAACACGUGACGGGGACGAGCGCUCGCGUCACGUGCCCAGCGGCGACCGAUGCCGGCACCGCCCCCGGGCGGGGCAGCUGCGGGCGGGGAAGAUGCGCUGCGUGCGCGGGGGGUCACGUGGCUUCUGCUGGCAGGCGGCCGUGGGGGUCGGUGUGCUGUGGGGCGGCUGCCGCCCCGGACGGGCUACGGCGAGGGUCUUGCACUACGGCGCGGGUCGGGUUUGGCGGUGUGCAGUCUUCGGUUAGCUCUAGUAAGCUUUUUAGGAACUCUUCCAAUCCAAAGAAGACAGCAAUUGCAUUAUGCCAGGGUUCUGCCACAAGUUGACUUAGACAAAAAGUCAGUCUGGAGGCAAGUCUAGUACUUCUUCGAUCAGAAGCAGAAAUUGAGAAGGCUUAGUAAAGGGGCAGGGGGAGAGAGUGGAAGCAUUUUUCCCAUCUACAUUCUGUUUUCUAGAUUGUUUUAUUUUGUUUUCAAUAACCCUUCAUGCAGUAAUACAAGAAGAAACUAACUUUCUCUUUGGUUCAUUGCAUAGAACAAUUUUAAAGGGAAAAAAAUUAACCAAGUGUAUACAAGCUGAAAACAUUCCUUCAAAAUCUCAUUAUCUGUACUUGGCUCUAGCUUUAAUAUUCUUGAGAAACUAGAGAUAAAUAUAAUCUGUACUGGCCAGAAGUUGCCAUAUUUAUAAUUGUUCACUUAAAUUCUUAAAUAUAGUAUCUUACAACCUAUAGUGACUGUAGAAAAGAAUGCAGAUUUGAAAAUUCCAAUUUUGCCUUCAAUACCUUCUUUCUAACAAGAUAAUUUGGUUUUAGUAGCCAAACAUUUGACUAGUUUCAGCUAAAAUAUGCAGCAUCCUGUAGUAAAUAAGGUGUGAUUUAUAAGUAGUUAGAAUGAACAUUAAACUGAUAAAUCAUACUAUAUUUGGAAUUUUAAAGGCCAAUCAUUCUGAGAGUUAAUGCAAUGUAACUGAAAGCUGAAACAAAUUUUGACUUGAUUUUAAUGCGAUAUUCCUUAUUUAUUUUCAAUUUUAAAGUCGUUACAGAAAUCUUUGCCGGGAUCAUAUAUGUAUGAAACAGAAUUUAAAGCACUUAUUGCUGUCACAGCUGUGAGAAGCAACAUGAAUUCAGAGCCUUUAGUAUCUGACAAUAUAUCAACCAAGAAAUUCUUAAAGAUAAAUACAUUUUUGGCCCCACAGAUGAUUCUAUGCAGACUUCAGUAUGCUUAAAUUCAGCCAUCCAUCUCACUAAUAGUGCUAUAUUAGUACAUGCAAGAUCACAGUAGCUGAGGAAGACCAAGAAAUAUUCUUUCUGCCUUGACUUGACAUAAAUGAUUUUUUUUUUUAAUGUUGGUGCUUCUAUCUGUAAAACAGUUAAGCAUUUAGUGUAGUGGACUCAAACAAAGAUUGUAUUACUGAUGUUUCUGGGAUGUGUAUAGAAAAAAAAAAUCAAUACGUUGCAAGAGGAGUGAUGAGAAUGGUUUCCUUUCUGCACUGCCUUCUCUUUAGUGCAGUUGUGCAAUACGUAUAAUAAUCUGCUGGAUGUCAAUAUGACAUAUGCCAACAUAUGCUCGUUUUCAAAGAGCAAGAUUCUUUCCUGCCCUGCUUUGAAAGGCAUUAAGGAACUUUCACAUAUAUGACCAGGGUAAUGAUGACAUUUUAAGAGACAGUAGUUGAAGGAUCUUUGAUUCAAAUGGCAUCAGAAUGGCAAUCCAGAGGUCAUCCAAGGAAAGAUAAGAAAGGGUCACAAGUUCCAAAACAGCAGAAGUCUUUCAUCGGCCUGAUUUUCUUUCAUUUCUGCCUUUUAACUCCGCUGUGCAAAGUCUGGCAGAAUUCCAGUUCAGCUCUAGAUUCCCAUAAAUAAAAAUCCUGGCACAGUGUUAGAUUACUAUUUGGACUACUCUCUGAGAAGAGAUUUUGAGAAUAGGGAAUUUUAAGCACAGUUCACUGAUGGAAAUGAAAUCUGUUCACGUAACUUCCCUUCUCCGAAGAGAUCCAGAACUUUAAAAUGCAUGAGCUGCUUUACAGGUUCAAGACAAAUCCAUUUCACUGGGACUUGCACAGCUGGCAUAGCUUCUAAUUUUCUAACCAGAUGAAAAUCUGAGGACAUCAUAGAAUUAAUUGUAGGACCAGGACCUCAAAUUAGAACUUCUUUUCAAAAUGAGCAAGUCAGCUGGCUUAAGUGGGUUUUUGGAAACUCUCAUUACUAAAUUAGUAUUACUGUGCUCAUACCUUUUAUUUGAUUUUUUGAAGAAGCAAUUGUACCGUUUGAUCUCAGAACUUCUUGCUGCUAGCAAUACUCUUUUCCAGCUGAGCCACAGCUAACAUGCCUUUUAUUCUUUCUCCUUUGUGUCCCUUUUAUCACUUCAGUGUGCUCUUCCAUGUGUUGCAAAGUACAGAUGGUGAAAUGCGUUGGGUCACGCAGUGUUGUCUUUUAAUUCUUUUGUGAGCUGUGGCGCCAGCUGAUCUGCAUUUUUCAAUUUCUGAUGAGUCCUGUGCAAUCAGUCUCUUUUGGUUUAAUCAUUAUGCUUGAAAUAAAGAAUGGCUCUUACCAGCUAAAAGUCAAAGGCAUCGGGCCAAAUUGUUCUUCCACAGACUUUCAUGUGAUUCAUGGUCUUUGCUGAUACUAAGAAGAAUAGGAAAAGGGAAAAAAUCUCCCAGUUUUACACAGUCAUGAACUCUUUACACAUAUUAGAAAUAAAGCUACAACAGCUACAGUAGGUAUAGAAGAGUGAAUGCUCCAAAAGGGCAUUCAAAUGUUACUUACAAGAUAUUUUACUGUAAAGAAAAAAGGGAAAGAAAGCAGCAAGUGACAAAGAAGCAAACUGUCUUAACAAGGGUGGUAUUUGUAGGCAAUGGUAUAUGGUGUUCCAGUAAAGGUCUUGAAGUAAUGUUUUGUACUAAGACAAACAACGUGAAGCACUGAAGGCGUGUGCAUGUAGCUUAACUCUAACACUGGAGAAGUAAGCCAUUUAGAAUAAAACAAUGAGGUUACUAAAACACAUAUGUUUUAGUAAAACAUAUAAAACAUCAAGCCCUGAUGAUGAGCUGCAUUUGAAUACUGUGUUUUCAAAAAAACUAGCUUUAUAAUAAAAGGUGGUACUCUAUGCAUUUCAAAGGCAUAGCCAGGCAGAGGUGGGGCAUUUUGAUAGUGUACACUGCCACCAUUUAUCUUCUGACCCUAGAUGUGUCAGGCUGUGGGUGGAAUUUUUGCUGAAUACAGGAAAUUUUUGUUAUGAUGGCUUAGGUCAAGUCAACAUUUUGCCCCUUCUGACAUGGAGAAAGCCUCUUUCUCUCGUGCCAAUUAAUCAAGCAAUUUAAAAUCUCUCUAUAUAAUUUUCUCAUAAAUCUGAACACUGUAGAUUUCAGUACACAUAAAGGGCCUUUCAGUGCAAAGAAAUAUCACAAAACCAUAAGGCAUCUGGGGUGAACAGAAGAGAAACUGAAAUCCCUCAUUUUCAACACUAAACAGUUCAAGCUGUCACUGGUUAUGUGCUUCUCUUUGUCUCUGCUGAUUUUUAUUUGUAGUCUUGUACAUAUCAGGUCUGUAGCCUAUACAGCUUUUUUUCUGUUUGUCUUUUAAAGUCUCUUUUCAAAAUCUUUAAAAUAAAUUGAAAGGGUAGGUUUUUCUCAAUCAUUUCUGCCUGAAUAAUACAGGUUAUACUGUUAAAAAAUCUGGUUAAUUGGGAUUCAUACCCUACAAAGAAUGAAAGUAAGCUAAGCCUGAUCACAGUUGUCAGCUGUGGUUGUCUACUUUCCAGUUUAAAAGAUAUUCUGGAAAUUCAUACAUUCUUUAAAAAAAAUGCUGUUAACUGUAUCCAGCUGUGUAGGUGGAUAUACCUUUUCUUACUUCUUUUUGGAGUUCCUGAAGUGUGAGAUGUCACAAGUAUAUUUCACAUACAUGCAGAAAUUAAAUGAGCUGCUUUCAGUUGCAUAUGCAAUUCCAUUCAGUCUUCCUCCAUUAUUUGCUCAAUAUUCCCUUAUGUUUUACAGACCAAGUAUCAGUCUUGUGUUCAAUUCUAAACAUUACUAUGUAGCAGCGCUUACUGCUGUAUUUCAGUUUAUUUACUGUUGCUGUUGCACCCACAGAGAAUUAACUACUUAAUCUGAGGUGGGAAUGUGUAGGGGAUGGCAAGUUUACAAUAAAGAAGGCAAUCUUACAAAUACAUUGGGUACUGACAAGACACUGAUAUUAUUGAGUAAACUUUGUAAGAUCUGAUACAACUUUAUUGAAUAUUCCAGGACCUUGCUCCAUGAUUUUUAGAAGGGACUUCCUUCCUCUAUUCCAUGGCUAAAUGAAAUGCAGAUCAAGUUUGACAGCUGAGGCCAUCACUGCAGUUGGUGGCAACCAGGUCUGAGUGCUGUAGUUAUUGGAUGAGAGUAACUGGCAGUGUAAGAGUAAAUGGUAAAAAAUGUGGUUUUCAGUGAAAGCAGUGAACCAAUCUAUUCUGGUAUGUUGGCAUGAAGUUGACAUAAUGUCUCUCUUUCUUUUGUGGAAGGAAGAAUGCUGCAAAAGAAUUUCCUGAAUGACUCAUACUUCUUUUCAUAUAUCCUAUAAGUAGGGGUUAGGAAGUUAAUAUACAGAUAGUUUUACAAAGAAUGAAAAUCAAGUGAUUGAGGACUUGACCCUUGCAAGAUAAAGAUUAUUUUUCCUACUCUAAAAACAGCUGUGAUGCUUUAGACUCUUUUAGAUUAUGACUACAAACAUGCUUUUCAGUGAAUGGAAAUCCUAAAAUAUAGUGUGAAUGGAUCUAACAGUGUGUUCCUGUUGCACCUCUCCG